Molecule: messenger RNA, 1039 nt
Organism: Vitis vinifera (wine grape)
Lineage: Eukaryota; Viridiplantae; Streptophyta; Magnoliopsida; Vitales; Vitaceae
Product: ethylene-responsive transcription factor WIN1
Exons: 3
Coding region: 126-845 (239 amino acids)
Biological process (GO): regulation of DNA-templated transcription
Molecular function (GO): DNA-binding transcription factor activity; DNA binding
Source: RefSeq, a predicted model, not a curated record
CAAGUGGGGGAGGUCUUUGUAGCAAGAGGACUUGUUCAUUUAUUUUCAAGGUUAAUAAUGGGGAAUUAGGUGAUAUGGUUUAUUAGGCAUUGUACUGAAGUCUUGCUCGCCGACAACGUGCUCCAAUGAUGGUGGAUUUCGCCCGCCUCUAUAUCUUGUUGGAUGCGCUGGGUUCGCGUACUUCUCUGUCCUCUGUGGUUCAAAUUAAUCUCAGUUUCUCUCCCUCAAACAUGGUACAAUCCAAGAAGUUCAGAGGAGUCAGGCAGCGCCACUGGGGCUCAUGGGUAUCUGAAAUACGCCACCCGUUGUUGAAGAGAAGGGUGUGGCUGGGCACAUUUGAAACAGCAGAGGAAGCAGCUCGGGCUUAUGAUCAGGCCGCCGUUUUAAUGAGUGGCCGGAAUGCAAAAACCAACUUCCCAGUAGCCCAAACUCCUACUCCAGAAAACACUAGUACUUACCAGGACCCCCAUUCAUCAACCAAGGCCUUAUCGGAAAUCCUACAAGCCAAGCUCCGGAAAAGCAGCAAGGUGCCUUCUCCAUCACUGACAUGCCUGAAGCUGGACCCCGAGAAUUCCCACAUAGGGGUGUGGCAGAAGAGCGCAGGGCAGUGCUCCAAUUCGAAUUGGGUUAUGAUAGUUGAGCCAGGGGAGAAGAAGAAAGGCCAUACUUCAGAGGGUGCAUCGCCAUUAUCAAAAUCAAGUUCUCCAUUGCCAGGGCCUGAAUUCGGAAGCGGGAUGGAAAUCGAAGAAGACAGAAUUGCACUGCAAAUGGUUGAGGAGCUUCUUGACGAGAAUUGCCCUAGCCCUAUACUUGAGAUUCAAGAUGGUGAAGGUACCCAAAUGUAGAUAACAAUGAGUAACGUCAAGGAUAAUAAUGGUUCUUGUUUGUUUAGUUUAUGCUUGGUCUUAAAGACUUUAUUUUAACAUGUUGAUUUGGAUUAUGUGUUAUGUUUUUAAUCAUCGAGAUAAUUUGAAUUGAAUUAGUAUGUCAUAAUUAUUGUGAAUAAUUAAACUUCUAUAUUGGAAAGAUAGUUUUAGCU